AUGGCAGAUAAGGUUGAAGAGUCUAAGAAGGUAGAUAAGGUGUCUGAAAAACUCAAGAAGUUACUUGAUAAGGCUAAAGAUGAGGGUGGUUCAUUGCAUGAGGAAAGUAAGUUGGACUUUGCAGGUGUUUCAGAGGCGGAUGUUCCAAAAACAAGUACUCCUGUUGUUAGUAAAGAUCAAAAGCCAUUAAUGUUCCCCAAUGCUAAAACUUCUGAACCAUACCAAUUCCCACCCCCUCCCAGUGUACCUGACAUUGGUAAAGGUGACCCCUAUGGUGAGGUUAAAUGUAAGAGUUUCAGUGGUUUACCCCCUCAAAGCAAUCCCUUUAAAGUAAAUCAAGAAGGGAACACAUCCCAUUUUUAUGAGGUAACACAUUCUCAAAUCCCUAGAAUUCCCCAGUUUUCUGGAGAUGAACCCCCACAAAAGGGUGAUGUUACGUAUAGAGAAUGGCGAUAUGAGGUUCAGUGUCUAAUGAAUGAUUCUGAAAUAAAAGAGACAGUAAUUAUUCAGAGUAUCAGAAGAUCUCUGCGGGGUACAGCUAAAACCAUGCUUAUUCCUCUCGGUGAAAAAGCUAGUGUACAAGAAAUACUUGAUAAACUAAAAAUUUUAUUUGGUGAAGUGUCAAAUAAUGCUAUGAUCAUGCAAAAGUUCUUUAAUGCAUAUCAAUUUCAGGGAGAGUGUGCGACAUCUUUUGGGUGUAGGUUAGAAAGCAUGUUACAGAAUGCAAUUGACAAUGGUUAUUUGAACAAAUCAUCUAAGAAUGAUUUACUCCGUCAUAAAUUCUGGACUUCGUUGAGUUCUGAUCGGUUAAAAUCACAAACGCGUCAUAAGUACGAUACAUUUAAGAACUAUGAUCAGCUUUUACUUGAAAUUAGAAGGGUUGAGAAAGAAAUUAUGAUCAACAAAAAGAGUUCAGAAAAGGUGAGUCAAGGUGUUGAUAAAAAUCCCAGGUUACAUCAACAUGGUAUAGCAGUAGAAAGUGAAGCUGAGGAAAGAAUCAACAAGAGAAUUCAGAAUUUACAGACAGAGUUAGAGGGUAAGAUUGAGGAUAAGUUAAGUCAGAUUUUGAUGAAACUUGAUGCACCUAAAGUUGACUCUAGACAAGAUUAUAGUAGAGGGAGAGGUAGCUUCAGAGGAAGACAAAGUACUAACCGAGGAAGAGGUGAGUAUUUUAGGGGACAUUCUCACAGUAGUGACUCCUACAGAGGAAGUCGGGGAAACCAGAGAGGUCAGUAUAGAGGAUAUGUUAAGUCCAAGGGACAAUAUCAUAGUUCAGGGGCAGAGAAGCAGGACCCAAACUUUUAG
This is a messenger RNA of Saccostrea cuccullata (small rock oyster), 1305 nucleotides long. RefSeq lists its product as uncharacterized. The record is from RefSeq and is a predicted model, not a curated record. The transcript has a single exon. The coding region runs from base 1 to 1305 and encodes 434 amino acids. NCBI's taxonomy places the organism in Eukaryota, Metazoa, Mollusca, Bivalvia, Ostreida, Ostreidae.